Aspergillus udagawae is the source of this 513-nucleotide messenger RNA. RefSeq lists its product as uncharacterized. The record is from RefSeq and is a predicted model, not a curated record. NCBI's taxonomy places the organism in Eukaryota, Fungi, Ascomycota, Eurotiomycetes, Eurotiales, Aspergillaceae. The coding region runs from base 1 to 513 and encodes 170 amino acids. The transcript has a single exon.
AUGAGCGAAGCACCCCUCAGACAGCGGAUGCUCAAGUUCAAUAAUUGGGUCGAGAUCGCGAUCCUCUCAACCCUAGACAAAAAGACUCAGGACGAAUACUGGGAAAUGCGACAGGCCUUACACGAGGACCCAAACCCGAAAGCGAGAUCCCUCCCGGUCAAGGAGCUCUCCAGAGCUGACGUCGAAAGGAUCUUCAAGAGCGAAUGCUCAGCAGUUAUGGGGCCUCUAGCUUUGAAAACUCAUCUGAGGUUAUCUCGUUACGGUUUUUCCAUGGAUGGCAGAGCUUUGAACGGGAUGUUCUCCAUGGACCGGGGGCUACCUCUCCGCCAGAAUAAUGGCUUUGUCAACAGGACGGAGGACAGAAUCGAAGGCGGCUUCAUUGCUAUGUCCAACAUAACCGGGCGGGCGAGAAUUCAGUCUAUCGUCACACAUUGCAAGCGGACUUCAAGGGAGAAUGGUAAAGGGACCUGGGAGGAGCCAAGGACUAGCUGCGGAGAUACAUGCGAGCACUGA